Messenger RNA from Hylaeus anthracinus, 2635 nucleotides. RefSeq names its product 17-beta-hydroxysteroid dehydrogenase 13-like (gene firl). Gene Ontology annotation, molecular function: oxidoreductase activity, acting on the CH-OH group of donors, NAD or NADP as acceptor. The record is from RefSeq and is a predicted model, not a curated record. The transcript has 5 exons. NCBI's taxonomy places the organism in Eukaryota, Metazoa, Arthropoda, Insecta, Hymenoptera, Colletidae. The coding region runs from base 1241 to 1819 and encodes 192 amino acids. Gene Ontology annotation, cellular component: lipid droplet.
AUGAAGAGAAAGUAAAAGGAAAUGUGUCAGAAAAUGAAGAGAAAUUAAUGGAAAAUGUACAAGGAAAUGAAGGGAAAUGAAAAUUGUGGCAAACUUACCUACACAGGGUGAACCUGAAUAGGAAUUUAUUUUAUUCUGUAAAUAUUAUAAUAUGAAUUUUAUUUUCAAUAUUCUUUUCUAUUAUUGGAUAAUAUGUGCAUUUUGUACUUCCUUGAACAUCCACAUAUCCUAUAAAUGCAUACAAAGAUCCGCAGUCCAUCUAUGAGUCUAAAACCAUGGAGAUGUUAUAAAAUAAUAGUCUAGAACUCCAUAUCAAGACCCUGAAGUUCGCGUCAGGUAAACAAGAAGGGAAAAGAGAAUGCCACGACCAUUCCCUGUCAUAAAGAUUAAUUAAGACGUCCACGAGGCGGGUUUAUUGUUUUAGAGGUCUCCCUAUAACGUCUAGGUGUGCGUCAAUACAUUAUAGGUUCCCUGAAGUAGUAGAAAUUCGAUUGUCUUGCUUCGUUGAAGUCCUACCACACGUGUUCAUGAAAUUAACGAAUAAUAUAACCUUACCUAUCAAGUGAAGAAUUCAGAAUGCGAAGAAUAGCGAGUGUUUUCAAGCCGUCAUACUUGUGUUUGUUGUAUGAUCUGUUCCUUUUAUCGAUGAAGAUUUCUUUCGCCAUGAUGGCAGCCGCUGUUAAAAUGAUCGUACCUGUUCGUUCAAAGAAUCUGAUAGGAGAAACUGUGGUGGUAAAUUAGAAAAUAGAGUGGAGCCAUUAGUUUGCGUACUCGUCGUGCGCUGAAAUGAUCGCAGUGCAUAGAAGGGGUAGUUCACUUAGGCUCCCCUUUGUCGAAGCCUGCAGGACUUGAAGACAACAGUGUAACAGAAUAAAAAUCUUGGAAAUUGUUAACGUUAAUAUAAUAGCACUGCAAAUAAUAAUAAUAACAACAGAGUGCUACGCGAUAUAUUGGUUAUCUCGAAUUUGUUUGACUGUUAACUUUAUAUUUUCACGUUGAUAUUGAACAGUCCUGCAAGCUAACAAAAUUCAGUCCUAUCUAAAAGCAAUGAGUGAGCAGCCACUGAUGUAUAACACUAUUUUAAUGUAACGAACGACGAGGAGACAGACGAUCCUAGACAUCUUUUCUUCAGAUCACCGGCGCAGGACACGGAAUUGGUCGCGAAUUGGCCAUUCAGUUAGCUUCCUUAGGCUGCAUAGUCGUCUGCUGGGACAUAGACGUCGAGGCGAAUCGUUCGACGAUGAGCGCCGUUUCCAAAAAUGGAGGGGAAGUUUAUGGCUAUGUGGUCGACGUGUCGAACAGACUGGAGGUACGCGAAGCUGUAAGAUUGAUGAGAAAAGUGGGGAUUCCUGACGUCUCCAUCCUGAUUAACAAUGCUGCCGUGUUGUACCAUCACUCAUUCCUGCAUCAGGAUUCAGAUCUCGUCACGAAGACGUUCGAUGUUAAUACUCUGGCUCACUUCUGGACGAUCGAGGCUUUCCUCCCAAGCAUGAUACAAAACGGAAAAGGGCACAUAGUGUGCCUGAGCAGUAUGUGCGGCAUCUACGGGGUGUCGGAAAAAGUCACGUAUUGCUCUUCGAAGUUUGCAGUGAGAGGAUUAAUGGAAGGACUUAAUGAGGAGUUGCGACUGGAUCCUAAAACAGCUGACAUACGAUUGACGACCAUUUAUCCAUUUUACGUAGAUACUGGCUUGGCUAGAGAUCCCAAGUACAGAAUGGUCCCCGACAGCGUGAUGAGAUUAAUUUUGGACUUCCUGGCGGAUGUGGAUCGGAAACGCAGAGAAAAGCUCAUCGCCUGCAAAAAUGUCGCGUCGAAAUAACGUUAUCGGUUGCACAAGUUAAUCAUUCUGUUGUAUUAGUUUCGUUGCUAUGCCUUUUAAGUUCAUGUCACGCGAUUCGAAUGAGGAAUUGAAAGACAAAUAGCGUCAGAGAUGAUGCUCCAUUACGGAAGCUGUGAUUAAAUGAAAUGUUUUCUCCAAGAAUUGGAUGCAUUGACUAAGAAUACAAUCUUAACUUUCUAGAAAUAGUCGUGCAAUUAGAAACGUGGUAAUUAUAGUUAUUAUCUUGGGUACCUUUGUGGGCGAAUUUGGUUUAAUGAAACUUUCGAAGUUUAAUUGCUAUGAGGCUGAGAAGUCACAGUUGAGUGGAAAUAUAUUUUAUUAGUUUGUAUUACCAGUUGCCGUAGGUCAGGUUAUAUUGCAGUCAUAAAAGUGUGAGCAAUUCAACGAUUGAAAAACUGCGAAGAAUUUAGAGGGUGACGUACAAAAAUUGUAAAACGCCCAUUUCCUUGAAGCAGCCAUUGUUUGUCUUUGUUUAGCACCUCUAUUAAACUGCAGUAAAAUUAACUUUCUCAUACGUUGGGAAAAACCAUGUAUCUUCGUUACUGUUGGGUCCUGUCAAACACGUGAACUGAUAAACAGUGCGAGAAGUCAACUUUUUCAGUCUGUCACACGUGUCCAUAAAUUCAUGUGCCUGUGUUAGGUCUUGUAAACAAAAUACAAUUUGGUUAAUAUAAUAUACAUUGUUCCACUUGUUAAUGAGAAAUUCCUAUUCAAAUCUAAGAAAAUUCUAUUCAAUCCUGUUUUUGUGGCUCAAGAAAUCUUCUAUUGUUCCUUUUUGAUGGCUGCUCUCAUCUG